GGAGGGGAGCUGUGGCCAAGGAGAUUGGAGACGAUGACGGCGGCGAGGAAGGCUCUGUGCGUCGCGGCGGUGGCCCUGGCGGCGCUGGGGCUGGCGCGCGCGCAGGGCAAGCCCGGCUCCUGCUCGCCCGCGUCCGCCCUGCAGGUGUGCGCCUUCGUGUGCCGCUCCGACCUGGAGUGCCCCGGCUACUUCAAGUGCUGUCCCACUGCGUGCGGCGGCUUCGUCUGCAGCAAGCCCGUCACGGCGCGCGCGCGCCCCGCAGUGAAGCCCGGCGCGUGUCCGGCCGAGCCGGGCGGUCCCUGGGUGUGCUCCAGCCGCUGCGCCGUGGACACGGACUGCCGCGGCGCGCUCAAGUGCUGCCGCAACAGGUGCGGCGCGCUGGCCUGCCAGAGACCGCUGCUCUCCGAGCGCCUCCGCAGGGGCCGCCGGGGCGCCGACGCGCUGGCUUGGGCUUGAGUCCCCGCGUUCUCCGGACCGGCGCGGGCUCGACUGUGACCAUCCUCGUGUCUCGACGUGCUUUCAUCUGCCCCCCCCCCCCCCCCCCCCCGGGGGUGUGUCUCCAGGACUUACCUUCUCAUGCGAGAAGAAGGAUGCACUUGCAAAUCAUGACAUUGAAUAUUUACAAAUAUGUGGUCUUGAAAUACUGAACUUUAGCACUAACAUACAACUUUCAAAAAAAAAGAUUUCCAAAAUAUAAAUUUCAUUAUUCAAUACUGGCUCAGAAAGGGCUAUCAACCCUUAACGCCCCCACCCCUUUUUUUAAUGGAGCCGCACUGCAAUUGGUUAAAAUUUUAAGUAAUUAUUUCUCAGUCAACUAAACGUCACGGGUAAAUUUUUAUGAGUUCUUAGUUGUUUUUUUUUAUUUUAAAAAUAUAUAUAUUUAGCAACACAGUAGUAAAAAAAUUAAUUCAUAGUUAAAUUAAUACCUACUAGUUUUUACUCAUGCAAAAAAAAAAUUGUUUUGUCACAAUAUCUACAAUAGUGUUGAAUAAAAGACCAUGCAAUUAUCCUCACUCGAGACAGGACUACAGUGCACACACUCUUGAUGACUCGAGACUCCAGCUACGACUCUCACGCAUGCGCUCUUUGUCCAGCAUCUCCAAGCACCUGGACUUUGCUCGGACAGCACCCAAUCCAACGUGGGAUGUUCAGACAGUGUAUAGGAUACCUGAACUCAUCCUAAAAUUUAGAAAAUGGUUCUCAGAAACAUUCCUAGUUCACAUGAAAAAAAAAAAAUUAUUAUUAAAUAUUUAAACGUAGCUCUGAACAUCGGUUCGCAUAUAACUCACUGCGGGCAAAUGCUAGUCUACGAUGGAUCACGCCAAUGACAUAUAUAUAUCAUAGACCCAGUGCAGAAUGGCACUACAAAAUUGAGGCAAAUAUGUUUUUUAAGUAUUCUUAACACAUUUACAAUUUAGUUAUGUAAAGACAUAUAAUAAAAUAGUCUACACACAAAAAAAAAUGUUCUGUACUUUUACAAAAGAUUCCUUUGGAAACCAGUUGCCAAGAAAUAGUUUAUAAUACUACAAGAAAGAUAUUGUAACUUUUUAAAACACAUGGCAUAUAUAAUAGGUUUCUCGAUAUAAUACUGACUAUUUCUUACGAAAAUUUUUGUAUAAUUUUAUAUUUUUUUUUGAUAUUUUAUUCAAGCAUAUUUUUUAAACAAUGGAAGUAAUAAUUUAAUAUUGAAUAAUUGGAUUUUAUUUUGUUUUAUUUGCCUAUUAAUGUGUGUAGUUAGUACUGGGAAAUUAUUCAGGGAAUAGUUUAUAUAUAACUGUAAUUAUUUAGGUACUGGAACAACACAAAAGCAUAAAUGCCCGGGUAAGAAUCCGUACCCAGUAUUACUGCGCACACUAUUUUGUAGUGAUACAGGUGUUCUAAUGUAAAUGUACAAAUUUACAAAUACCUGUUAUAUUAAAUGAAUAUUUCUGUUCCAUUUUCAGAAGAAGAAAAUAUUCAGUUUAGCCUAAUUAACAUCUUGGUGAAAUGACAAGGAUACUUCUUUGACUUAUUUGCUUUUACAGCAAAAAGAAAACAACUACACCAUUUUAUGACCAUUCCCUCCCUGGAAAAAAUGUUUAUUUACAACAUUACUCAGAAAUUCAAAAAGUAUUGUAAGAGCCAGUUUAUCAUAGGUACUCCUGAUUACAUAACAAAUACAGGUAUUUAUUUUACUGUUUAACCUCUUCAGCCACACGCAACACAAUAUUGAACAAUGUUUAAAAAUAUUCCUGCAGAAGCUUGAGAAAUGAUUAGGUAUGACAAAACAAAACACUCGCAGCUGUUUUAUCUCAACCUCAUACAGCAGUUUUGGGAGCACAGAGAUAAUUGUCUGAUAUAGGUAUAUGUUGUUUGAUUAGACAUUGUACUUCCCAACUUAAUAUAACAAUUAAAGCAGUUUUCACAACUUUAUAUUCAAGCUGUGAACCAUCUUAAUAGUACAUCAAUAUUGUAGUUGUAUAUCGAGAAAAUAGUUGGCUACCUACUGUUUGAAGAAUGUGUAACUAAAAUUUUAAGUUAAUGUUCAGGCCAAAGUCCACACGAAUUGUAUACUAAUUUAUACAUUAUGCAAAACAUUUUUUAAUGAAUAAAAUAUAGUGAUAACUGAACAUAAUAAACUGAUAGAACAUUAUAUUUACUAUUAUUUGACAUUGAUAUUCAAACUAUUUAUUAGAAAUAUGUAAUUUUUUGAAAAUAUUUGUGUAUUUAUUGUGUAUUUUACACUAUGAAUAAAAUAAAUAAUGUGACACUUAUUGCAA
Bacillus rossius redtenbacheri is the source of this 2759-nucleotide messenger RNA. Its product is annotated as WAP four-disulfide core domain protein 2-like. NCBI's taxonomy places the organism in Eukaryota, Metazoa, Arthropoda, Insecta, Phasmatodea, Bacillidae. Bases 34 to 456 code for a protein of 140 amino acids. Gene Ontology annotation, molecular function: serine-type endopeptidase inhibitor activity. The record is from RefSeq and is a predicted model, not a curated record. The transcript has 2 exons. Gene Ontology annotation, cellular component: extracellular region.